Uloborus diversus is the source of this 730-nucleotide messenger RNA. RefSeq names its product cuticle protein 14-like. The coding region runs from base 71 to 547 and encodes 158 amino acids. NCBI's taxonomy places the organism in Eukaryota, Metazoa, Arthropoda, Arachnida, Araneae, Uloboridae. The record is from RefSeq and is a predicted model, not a curated record. Gene Ontology annotation, cellular component: chitin-based extracellular matrix. The transcript has 3 exons. Gene Ontology annotation, molecular function: structural constituent of chitin-based larval cuticle.
AAAGUAUAUAAGAGAUGAAGUAGGUGGACAUCAGCAUCAGAUUUUUCUGGAUUUCUCCAAUCUCAUCAUUAUGAAGGUCAUCAUUUUCUGUGCUCUCUUUGCGUGCUCUCAGGCAGCACUUGUUCAUCACGGGCUUCUUGGAGCAGGAUCCAGUACUCAAUACAACACACAAGACGGUCUUGGCAAUUAUGCAUUCGGCUACAACGAAAACCACGGAUCUGGAGCUACAUUCCGAAAAGAAACCGGCUCCCAUGGUGUCGUUGCUGGCUCCUACGGUCUUGCAGUUGCUGAUGGUCGACAACGUAUCGUAAACUACGUUGCUGAUGCUGCUGGAUUUCGCGCAGACAUCAAAACCAACGAGCCUGGUGUAGAGCCUAAGGAUCCAGCCAACACUGCCAUCAACAAGGCCAGCCUCCUAGUCGCCCCUGCCAUUACUUAUGCGGCCCCCGCAACUCUUCACUUGGCUGGACACCCCAUCGGUGCCUACAGCUACAGCACUCUUGUUGGCCAUCAUGGAUUGGUUGCUCCUUAUCAUCAUAUCUGGUAGAUUCUUGAAUCUUCUUCAUCGGAGAAGUGCAUCAGUUUUGUAUUUUAUUUAAUGUAUGUUUGUUGAAAAUGUUUCGGUGGAAGAAUGGGGCUUUGGUGCCAAGUAUUGUGACGGUGCUGUCUAAUGAGAUUGCAGGACAAGCCUGUGAUUGUUUGUGAUAUAAUAAAUAUUUGAUAUUAAUAA